GCACACAUAACCACCAUCAUUACAAUCAUCACUUAACAGCCACAAACCCAAAACUAAAUUCCAAACAAUUCCUCUCACCUCUUGUCCUUUUUCCUCAACCUUCUUCUCUGCCCUACCAUUUGCCUCCUUUUUCCACCCCUCCCUCCCUCCCCCGCUUCCGCCUCCCUACACCUACACCUCUCUCUUAUACAUAUAUAUGUGUGUGAGUGUGUAAAAAUAUUUUUCAAGUGUAUAACAAUUGAGACAAAGGGUACAAAGACCUUCUUUUCAACAACAUCGUUGAUGCUUCUCUAGUUUAAGUAUUAUUUGCUCCUCUUUCGUUCUUUCUUUCUUUCAACCAACCAAACAAAGUAGAACUAGAUUAGAUCAGAAGAAGCAGAAGAAGAACAAGUCAUCAAAGAGAAGAAGAAGAAGAAGUAGAAGAAAGUAGAAGUAAGCAAAGGCACCAAAUGGGUGGAAGGUUUAUUUAUCCUAUAACUCUAAUCUCCUGCUUGUUACUCCUAUUGGGUAUUUUCUUCUGUUCAGGUUUGAAUGUGACAAAAAAGCAAAAGAACAUUGGACACGUCAAAGAAAAAGACCAAGAAAAUAAAGGGCUGAAAUUCCCUGAAACCCUAAUUUCCACCACCCAGAGAGACAUCACUACUCCAAUAACAACAGUUCCUACUAUAACUCCCACAAAUCCCGCUUCAUCAACACCAAUUCUGAACCCUAAUUCCAAUCCAGCUGAUUCAACUGUCCCUGUCACAUCCUCCCCUAGCAUGACCCCAUUUACUACAACAACACCACCAUCAUCACCAGCAUCCACUGGUUCAAGUUGGUGUGUUGCUAGCCAAAGUGCAUCACAAAUGGCAUUGCAAGUUGCUUUGGACUAUGCUUGUGGCCAUGGUGGCAUUGAUUGCUCAGAAAUUCAGCCGGGACGAAGCUGUUACAACCCAAAUAGUAUCCGGGAUCUUGCUUCUUACGCAUUCAAUAACUAUUAUCAAAAGAACCCAGUUCCAAAUAGUUGCAACUUUGGUGGAACUGCUAUGAUCACUAGCACUGACCCAAGUACAGGGUCUUGUCAAUAUCCGUCUACUAGCACAAGUUCAUCAGUCUUGAACACAACAAAUACUAGUGGCUCAACUGUGUUUGGUGCGGUCCCUUCAGGCCCUACCACCUCAGCAGCAACAGUAGAUGCAAACACACACAGCCUGCAAAAUAUUUUGUUCAUCAUGGCAUGUUUGAUGCUGUUUUUGCGGCCUAAUUUUAAGUUGAGAUGAAUCUUGUAAUAGAUAUGCCAUUCUUACUGAGGAGAGAGACCUAGGUAGAGAGAGAGAGCAUAUGUGAUGGAUUGUCACGCCUCGGACCUCGGGUCCAGAGCGUCUCAUGAAUUCUUGUAGGGCUGCAGCCAUAAGGGUUUUUGUUUAGUUUGAGAGCAGCAACAUAUAUACAUAAUGAAACAAUCUUGUACCAUUUGUAAUUAAGGAAAGCUAAUGAAAAGAAUUUGAAAA
Molecule: messenger RNA, 1490 nt
Organism: Pyrus x bretschneideri (Chinese white pear)
Lineage: Eukaryota; Viridiplantae; Streptophyta; Magnoliopsida; Rosales; Rosaceae
Product: PLASMODESMATA CALLOSE-BINDING PROTEIN 1
Exons: 5
Coding region: 450-1259 (269 amino acids)
Source: RefSeq, a predicted model, not a curated record